Molecule: messenger RNA, 1268 nt
Organism: Sturnus vulgaris (Common starling)
Lineage: Eukaryota; Metazoa; Chordata; Aves; Passeriformes; Sturnidae
Gene: REN
Product: renin
Biological process (GO): angiotensin maturation
Molecular function (GO): aspartic-type endopeptidase activity
Source: RefSeq, a predicted model, not a curated record
AUGGCGGUGGCACCCAGCAGGAGGCUGCAGCGGUACCUGCUGCUCCUGGCCGUCACCUGCGGCUCCACUUUUGUCCCCUGGCCAGCCCAGGCUUUGCAGAGGAUCCCUCUGCGGAGGAUGCCCUCCAUCCGCCAGACGCUGCAGGACAUGGGGGUGAAGGUGCGGGACGUGUUCCCGGAGCUGCGCCGGGCCACGCGAGGAGGAGGAGGAGGAGGAGGAGGAGGAGGAGGAAGAGGGGACAGUCCCCGCAACGGGACAGCUCCCACCCUCCUCACCAACUACCUGGAUACUCAAUAUUUCGGGGAGAUCAGCAUCGGGACCCCCGCGCAGACCUUCAAGGUGGUUUUUGACACGGGCUCGGCCAACCUGUGGGUGCCAUCCUACAAGUGCUCCCCCCUCUACAGCGCCUGUGUGUCCCACAGCCGUUACGACUCCUCCAAAUCGCGCACCUACAUCGCCAACGGCACCGGCUUCGCCAUCCGCUACGGCACCGGCAGCGUCAAAGGCGUCCUCAGCCAGGACAUCGUCAUGGUGUCGGACAUCCCGAUCAUCCAGGUGUUCGCCGAGGCCACGGCCCUGCCCGCCUUCCCCUUCAUCUUCGCCAGGUUUGACGGGGUGCUGGGCAUGGGCUACCCCAGCCAGGCCAUCGAUGGCAUCACCCCCGUGUUCGACCGAAUCCUGGCCCAGCACAUCCUCAGGGAGGACUCGUUCUCCGUCUACUACAGCCGGAACUCUCUCCUGAAACCCGGCGGGGAAAUCAUCCUGGGAGGCAGCGACCCAGCCUAUUACACCGGCGACUUCCACUACCUGAACGUGAGCAGGAGCGGCUUCUGGCAGAUCAGCAUGAAGGGGGUGGCCGUAGGGGCCGAGAUCCUGUUCUGCAGGGAAGGCUGCUCAGUGGCCGUGGACACGGGGGCCUCGUACAUCACCGGCCCCGCUGGCCCCGUGUCCGUGCUCAUGAAAGCCAUCGGGGCCACCGAGGUGGCCGAAGGAGAGUACGUGGUGGACUGCGAGCAGGUGCCUCAGCUGCCCAACAUCUCCUUCCACCUGGGAGGGAAGGUCUAUGGCCUCAGCGGCCCCGCCUACGUCCUGCGGCAAUCCCAGUACGGGGAGGACGUGUGCGUGGUGGCUUUCUCCGGGCUGGACAUCCCCCCUCCGGCCGGACCCCUCUGGAUCCUGGGCGCCACCUUCAUCGGGCACUACUACACCAAAUUCGACCGGCGCCACAACCGCAUCGGCUUCGCCACCGCCCGCUGAGGGCUGGGGGG